Danaus plexippus (monarch butterfly) is the source of this 1045-nucleotide messenger RNA. RefSeq lists its product as uncharacterized. NCBI's taxonomy places the organism in Eukaryota, Metazoa, Arthropoda, Insecta, Lepidoptera, Nymphalidae. Gene Ontology annotation, cellular component: transcription regulator complex; nucleus. Gene Ontology annotation, biological process: regulation of transcription by RNA polymerase II. The record is from RefSeq and is a predicted model, not a curated record. Bases 158 to 838 code for a protein of 226 amino acids. The transcript is spliced from 3 exons.
UAAUGUUGUGUAUUGAUGUUUGUAAACAAUAUGAUUUUAUUGAAUAUGGUCACGAAACUAUACUCUUUCAAGAACAAUUUAUUUUAACUUUUUUUUAAUGGAAAAAGAACAUUUUGUAAAAAUUGCCUACUGUUAUUAAUAGUUCUCAAAAGCCAGUAUGUUAUCCGAUUUCGCCAAAGAAAAGGUGUUUUGGACACGUAAAAUGAAUUUGAGAUUAGUAAAGUUUAUUGAAAGCCGGCCUAAUAUAUGGAAUCCCAAACACCCGAAAUAUACUUCCGUAGCAUACAGAGAUCGUACAUAUGCUGAAUUUGCAGCAAAAUACGGUAACGAGUUCACAGGGCAAGCUGUGAAGGAGAGAUGGACAAAUAUUAGAUCCACUUUUUCUAAUUACUUAAGAAAAACCAAGGCCAGCCAAGCUAAAGACACUGAGGAAUAUCAAGUGAAUUGGCAUUUAUGGAAUGCCUGUCAAUUUCUACUGAGAGUUAAUAAAAGUGUCAAACAAGAAAAUGAUGAGACACAUCAGGAAAAUAUUGAGGAACAAAAUACAAUUCCCGAUGACAGUGAAGAAGACAAUUCGGACGCCUAUACAACAAACCGUCCAAAUUUAUGUAGUUCCCUUGCUGAAAGUUUAGUCUCGGUUUUUAAAGGUAUCCAGAAUGAUGCUUUUGGCUUAGACAACACAAAGAAUGGGAGAAUCGGUAGAUUAGUUACCAAGAAACUGAACCAGAUGUCAUCAUUGGAUGCUGCGCAGAUAUCAAUGAGAAUAAUGGAAGUUCUAUGGCGUUAUGAUACAAACAAUCCUUUGAAUCCUAAUAAUUUUAAGUCGGAAUCUAUUUAAAUUAAUAUCUGGUGUUUGUACAUAAAAUAAUUCUGUUAUUUUAUUAUGUGUACAAUAGUGAAUAUAUUGUAAUAAGAUUAAAAUGUAUAUAUAUUUACUAACCAUGGUAAUUUAGCAUAAUGUGACAAAAUUUAAUUGCCAUUCUUCAAAUCUGUACUAUUAAUAUUGAUAUUCUAAUUAAAAUAAAAUAAAUAUUUAUUUAUUGAA